AUGCAAAGUAGCUGCGGAUUACGUAAUUCGAAAGCGCUAGAAGCUAAGUCCAUUCCAGUUGCGACCGACGGGACAUCUAUUGACCUCCACUUUGGCUUUGCGCAGCUGACCGUGAUGCGGCAGCACGACAAGCUGGAGGCGGUGCUCCGCCACUUCCUCGUCGAGGACCGGGGCGUCGACGGCAGCUCCUCCUACGUGGACUACCUCUGCCACAUCCACAAGGAGAUCCGCGCCCUGCUA
Iphiclides podalirius (scarce swallowtail) is the source of this 240-nucleotide messenger RNA. NCBI's taxonomy places the organism in Eukaryota, Metazoa, Arthropoda, Insecta, Lepidoptera, Papilionidae. The record is from the annotation of a GenBank genome assembly.